Messenger RNA from Podarcis muralis (Common wall lizard), 1509 nucleotides. RefSeq names its product natriuretic peptides A-like. The record is from RefSeq and is a predicted model, not a curated record. NCBI's taxonomy places the organism in Eukaryota, Metazoa, Chordata, Lepidosauria, Squamata, Lacertidae. Gene Ontology annotation, biological process: neuropeptide signaling pathway; negative regulation of systemic arterial blood pressure; cGMP biosynthetic process. Gene Ontology annotation, cellular component: extracellular region; cytoplasm. Gene Ontology annotation, molecular function: hormone activity; hormone receptor binding.
AGAUCCCUUAUCAAGUGCGGGUGACGGAAUGUGGUGGGGUUCAUUCUUUGGCCAUUAACAUUUCCUGGUCCUGUGGGGCUAUAAAGAUGGGGAGAGCAUAGGGUUUGCACUGAGAAAGGAAGAAGAGAGGGAGAUCGGUGGCCAUCGUAGAGUUCGAAGGGGCCUCAAGAGUCAUCUAGUCCAACCCCAACACCAUGGGAUUAGCAAUUCCUUUCCUCCUUGUCUUGUUCUUCAUUGGCGGUCAACUCGAAGGCACAGCUGCCCACGGUUCAGAGCUAGCGGACCUCAAGGCCCUUCUGGAGCUCCUGGAAGACAGACUUGAAUCUGGAGGAAAGGAGUUGGAGCUCGGUCAAGGAUUGAACGAACCGAACGAGGAAACAGCCAGAGAUGUUUCCCAGGCUUCUGCCUCCUGGGACAACGAAUACGCAAGGCCUCAGGGCGAAGGCGCCUUUGGUCCCAGCAGCUGGGAGCAUGCAGUGGCAAGAGAGCCGGCGGCUGCAAGGAACAAACUGAGAGCCCUUUUUAACUCUCCCCGUAGCUUGCAAAGGUCCUCAAACUGCUUCGGCCAGAGGCUGGACAGGAUAGGGACCUCAACUGGACUUGGCUGUAACAGGAACCGGAACUGAAGCUGAUGCAAACCACCGUCUCCAUCUUCCGUCUCCGACGACAACCAACUCCCCAGCCUUCCCCUGCUCCCAUGGCACCUGAUUAAGGCGCUCCCGACUACUCCUAUCAAAGAAUGCACAACUUCCUUGGCAUGCGGACAAUUCACCGGCAUUUUCUCACUUUCACCAUGACUUAGUUCCCAGAGAUCAUCAUGAGGAUGGAAGGAGAUGAGGUUCUACUUGUAAGCCCACUGCAAGCUCUCAGGACUGGGAGGGAGGGAAAUUGGACGUUCCCCCUGCUUUGUAACACGAAUUGGCUUCAUUUCCUCAAACGCAUGCGAUCAAAAGCGGCAACUUGGACGCCCUUGCUCUGUCCAGGGAUGUAAAAUGGAUUCAGCACCAUGGAAAGAGACCACACUUUUUGCCUGGUCUCUCAAGCCCGGGAACUGCCUUGUUCCCACAGAGGAUUCCCCACAACUUGGCAGUGGCUCGCCGGAAGAUGUUGGGAUGCCAAUUCCCACUAGCCAGCAUGGUUAAUGGUCAGGGCUAAUGGACACUGUGGCCCAACAACAUCUGAGAUCCUAAGGUUGAGAAAAGCUUGUAGGUGUGGAAACAUCUGAGCCUUCCUUCUCCUUGUGUCACAUGCCAAACUGCUUCCCCCCAGCACAGAAUAUAGGAGCUGUGCCAAUGGUCCAUUUUGCUCAGUAUUGCCUGCACGGACUUGCAGCAGCUCUCUAGGGUUUCAGGCAGGGAGACUAUGCCCAUUAUUUUCUCAAGAGCCUCUUGCAACAGCUGCCAUGGCUGAUUUUUCAUAAAGGACACCCCCUGCCCAAUAUUCCAGGCACAUUUCCUGCUGUUUGCUGUUUUAACCGCUGCAUUAAAUGGUGCAUUUGCAGUGACAAAA